Rangifer tarandus platyrhynchus (Svalbard reindeer) is the source of this 687-nucleotide messenger RNA. NCBI's taxonomy places the organism in Eukaryota, Metazoa, Chordata, Mammalia, Artiodactyla, Cervidae. The record is from the annotation of a GenBank genome assembly.
AUGGACCUCAAGGAGAGCCCCAGCGAGGGGAGCUUGCAGCCCUCUAGCAUCCAGAUCUUCGCCAACACCUCCACCCUCCACGGCAUCCGCCACAUCUUCGUCUACGGGCCGCUGACCGUCCGGCGUGUGCUCUGGGCCGUGGCCUUCGUGGGCUCCCUGGGCCUGCUGCUGGUGGAGAGCUCGGAGAGAGUGUCCUACUACUUCUCUUACCAGCACGUCACCAAGGUGGACGAGGUGGUGGCCCAAAGCCUGGUCUUCCCGGCCGUGACCCUCUGCAACCUCAACGGCUUCCGCUUCUCCAGGCUCACCACCAAUGACCUGUACCACGCCGGGGAGCUGCUGGCGUUGCUGGACGUCAACCUGCAGAUCCCCGACCCGCACCUGGCCGACCCCACGGUGCUGGAGGCCCUGCAGCAGAAGGCCAACUUCAAGCACUACAAACCCAAGCAUUUCAGCAUGCUGGAGUUCCUGCACCGCGUGGGCCACGACCUGAAGGAUAUGAUGCUUUACUGCAAGUUCAAGGGGCAGGAGUGUGGCCACCAGGACUUCACCACCGUGAAGUGGAAACAAAACUUACUGACAUCUGAGAGCCAAAGAUUUUGGGGGGAAAUCCACGUUGAUGUUUGUGAAUUCCAAGAGUAUGGGGAUGAGGCUGUGAACAAGCCAGGCACCCAGAUCCUGCUCUAA